This is a messenger RNA of Paramecium sonneborni, 417 nucleotides long. Lineage: Eukaryota; Ciliophora; Oligohymenophorea; Peniculida; Parameciidae. The record is from the annotation of a GenBank genome assembly.
AUGAGUUUUUAUCUUAUAUUAACUUUUUUAUAGGAUAAUUAUUUAUUGAUACCUAAAAAUACUUUACCACAUGGAGCAGUAAUAAAAUUUAAGAUUAAAUACUAUAUUAAAUAUAAAGCAACUUAAUCAUUAGCCUCUUCUGAUUUCAUUGAUGUCUUAAUUCCUAUUAGAGAAAUUAAAAGUAUUUUAUCUCUCAAAAUACUUAAUACUAAUAACCUUAACACAGCAAUAAAAAAUGGAUAAAGUUUUGGAUAUUUAGACAAGGUUGGAAUCUUAGAUACAUAUUUUAAAUUUUACUUAUAUCAGGGCAUUGCUGAUUUUUAAAGACAAUAUUCAUUUGUUCGAAUGAUUAAUUUUACUAGUUGUAGCCUCAGUAUCAUUUGUUAGCCAAAAUCUUCUAAAUCCUUCCAAAACUGA